Orbicella faveolata is the source of this 1389-nucleotide messenger RNA. Its product is annotated as adenosine receptor A2a-like. The record is from RefSeq and is a predicted model, not a curated record. NCBI's taxonomy places the organism in Eukaryota, Metazoa, Cnidaria, Anthozoa, Scleractinia, Merulinidae.
ACUAAUACCUUUUCUUUUGAAUUUACAUUAAUUUUCAGUGUAGAAUAGGAAAUAAAUUUUUGGUUUCUCGGGUGGUCUGAUCUCUUGAUUAAAAAACCACCAACGAAAAAUUAAUUUGAGUUACUGAUGAAAUCGCACUUGCUUUCGUUGGCUCAAAGUGAAUUUGUUCAAUUUAAUUACUCCGUCCGGAAGCUCAGAUGCAUUGAAAACAAUGCCAUUGCUGAUGAAAUGCCAAAUUUAUGGAAUCAGGUCAUUGUUAUUCUUUAUUAUUGACCAUUAUUCAAUCUUAGCCACCAUUCCAUAUGCUCUUCAUUUAAAGUUCUAUAUUUUAUCACUUAGAGAUAUAUCUAGCUCUAUUGUAGGAGGUUUCAAUUAAAAACCGAUCAAUCCCUAUGCUGUCAAUAAAUUAUCCAUGAUGUUUACUGAGGGACAUUGAUUAUUGAGGAAGUGGAAGACAUUUUAUUUCCUAGCAGAUUAUAACACCCCUAAUAACCGCGUCUUCUGGAAAUCAGUUAGCGAAGGGAAAAAAUGUCUUCCACAGUCUUCGUCUUGUUUUGUGUUUUGCUCUCAACAGAAUCAAUCUUGAUUUGCAUCGGUAACGCAUUUACCAUAUUUGUGUUUUGGCAAAAGAGAAUCACUUUACAGCGAACCUAUUAUCUUCUGCUCAACCUCACAGUCGCAGAUUUACUGGUGGGUGUGGUGGAGUUAAUAUCACUUGCAACCCGUUCAGUUCCAUUUCUUUUCACUGAGCCCGAUUACAAUAUGAAUGCAUAUCACUACAGCUUCCUUAUUUCGUCAUUAACAAUUCUAUUUUCUUGGUGUUCUGUGUUUUCGCUCGCCAUUAUUUCAGUGGAACGAGUUUACGCCGUACUUUGUCCGUUGCGUCACCGAACACUGAACACUCGUGUUUAUGUUUGUGGUAUCGUAAUCGUCUGGGUAGCCGGGAUCUUUGCAGCCGUGCUGUUCAUGUUGCGACUAGUUUUUCCUGCAGUGGUGGAUAUUCAGCUUUCAACAAUAUUAAUCAAUCUAACUUUAUUACUUUCGCUUUUUGUUAUCUGUACUAGUUACCUACUUAUGCGUAGUGGACUAAGCCCUGGCGUGCCCAUAUUUGACAGUCAAAUUAGAAGAAAUAUGGCACGGAAUAUAAAACUGUCGAAAACACUGCUCAUAAUCAUAAGCUUAUCAAUUAUUUGUUGGCUCCCGGCUGUACUGUUGUACUCUGUUAUUUAUGUGUGUUCAAACUGUAUUUUGGAAGUCGUAAAUGUUAUGUUGACAGCAACAGUUUUACAUCUUGCCAACUCUGUUAUCAACCCUAUCGUGUAUACAUACAGAAUGCCCAUGUUCAAGGAAGCGUUGAGAACAUUGUUUAGAGCUCGAGGACAUGCAUAG